AGACACAGACACAUCAUCACACUUAAAAUCCCAUCAAGGAGAACAAGUUCUGCAUAUGUAUGCGUGAGUCUUAUCCGUAAAUCUCGUAUACAUAUACAUAUAAUUACACGUUGAAAUGUGUGAUAGACAAGGGGAUCUGAGGGAUGUAAGACUUAAUUAAAGUUAUUAGAAGAUCCUUUAGAUGACGGAUACAUAUAAAGCCUGAAUGAGAUGUUAAGUCAGUGUAGUGAGAAAUUUCGGAGCUAUAGCUAAGAACAUAGUACAUCUUUUCUCAACAUGAAUCGAUUGGCAAUCAUUUUAUGUAUUUUAAUGGAAGCUGUGCUGAUAAUAGCAAAAACAGAAAGAUUAUCAGCCGAUAAGUCCAAUACCAAUAAGUUCGUAGCGUUUGCUGGACAGGCACCGCAUUACCUAACAAGCUUUACAACUACAGCACAACCAAGCAACAAGCUUUACAGCUAUAGUUAUAACAUUGAUGGCAUUCAGGCUGAAGAGGACGGUCACCUCAAUCAUAUAAACACCGAGCAGGAGGCCUUGGAGGCACGAGGUAGCUACACUUAUACUGACGCCGAAGGAAAUACCUUUCACGUCUUGUAUGUAGCCAACGAGAAUGGAUUCCAGCCGGAAGGUGCUCAUUUGCCCAAAGUACCACCAUUGAUUAAAAAAGCUCUUCAAUAUAUUGCCGAACAUUCCGAAGAGAAUGGCGAGCAAGAAGAAGAACAUUAAACUGGAAAAUUAUUUUUAAAAAAAUCGACCAAUUCACGCAAGUAUAAACAUAGAAUGUUAAAUUAGUGUACUAAGAAAUCUCUGAGCUGUAGCUAGAAAAAUAGCGUAUCUUUCUUCGACAUGAAUUCAUUGGUGAGUCCAAUUUUUUGGAUAUAAAUGCAUUGCGAAUAAAAUGUAUUAUGUGUAAA
This is a messenger RNA of Cataglyphis hispanica, 911 nucleotides long. RefSeq names its product larval cuticle protein 65Ag1-like. Gene Ontology annotation, cellular component: chitin-based extracellular matrix. The record is from RefSeq and is a predicted model, not a curated record. Lineage: Eukaryota; Metazoa; Arthropoda; Insecta; Hymenoptera; Formicidae. The transcript is spliced from 2 exons. Bases 277 to 723 code for a protein of 148 amino acids. Gene Ontology annotation, molecular function: structural constituent of chitin-based larval cuticle.